This is a messenger RNA of Peromyscus californicus insignis, 7684 nucleotides long. RefSeq names its product integrin subunit alpha 2 (gene Itga2). The transcript has 30 exons. The coding region runs from base 1 to 3540 and encodes 1179 amino acids. Gene Ontology annotation, biological process: cell-matrix adhesion; cell-cell adhesion; integrin-mediated signaling pathway. Gene Ontology annotation, molecular function: integrin binding. NCBI's taxonomy places the organism in Eukaryota, Metazoa, Chordata, Mammalia, Rodentia, Cricetidae. The record is from RefSeq and is a predicted model, not a curated record. Gene Ontology annotation, cellular component: integrin complex; external side of plasma membrane.
AUGGAGCCGGGACAGGCAGGGGGCGCGCUUCUGCUGCGGCUGCUAGCGCUCCUCGCUCAAGGUAUUUUAAGUUGUCUGGCAUACAAUGUUGGCCUCCCAGGAGCAAAAAUAUUUGCUGGUCCUUCAAGUGAACAGUUUGGCUAUGCCGUGCAGCAGCUCACAACCUCACAGGGCAAAUGGCUACUGGUUGGUUCACCAUGGAGUGGCUUUCCUGAGAACAGAAUGGGAGAUGUAUACAAGUGCCCUGUUGAUGUACCCGCUGCCACUUGUGAAAAGCUGAACCUGCAAAAUUCAACAAGCAUCUCAAAUGUUACAGAGAUAAAAACCAACAUGAGCCUGGGUUUGACCCUCACCAGGAAUUCGGGGACCGGUGGCUUUCUAACCUGUGGUCCUCUGUGGGCACAUCAGUGUGGAAAUCAGUAUUAUGCGACUGGAAUUUGUUCUGACAUCAGUCCAGACUUUCAGUCCUUGACCAGCUUUUCACCUGCAGUUCAGGCUUGCCCUUCCCUUGUAGAUGUUGUAGUUGUAUGUGAUGAAUCAAACAGUAUUUAUCCCUGGGAGGCGGUAAAGAACUUUUUGGAAAAAUUUGUACAAGGCCUGGAUAUAGGACCUAAAAAGACACAGGUGGCAUUAAUUCAAUAUGCCAAUAGCCCAAGAGUUAUAUUUAACUUGGACACUUUCAAAACCAAAGAGGAAAUGGUUGAAGCCACAUCCAGAACCUUCCAAUACGGUGGGGACCUCACCAAUACCUUCAAAGCAAUCAAAUUUGCAAGAGACGAGGCUUAUUUACCAGCUUCUGGUGGGCGCCCAGGAGCUACGAAAGUCAUGGUAGUUGUGACUGAUGGUGAAUCCCAUGAUGGGUCAAUGCUGAAAGAGGUGAUCCAGAAAUGCAAUGAUGAUGAGAUAUUGAGGUUCGGCAUAGCAGUUCUUGGGUAUUUAAACAGAAAUGCCCUUGAUACUAAAAAUUUAAUCAAGGAAAUCAAAGCCAUUGCUAGUACUCCAACAGAGAGAUUCUUUUUCAAUGUGGCCGAUGAAGCCGCUCUUCUGGAAAAGGCUGGAACACUAGGAGAACACAUUUUCAGCAUUGAAGGUACUGUUCAAGGAGGAGACCACUUCCAGAUGGAAAUGGCACAAGUCGGAUUCAGCGCAGACUACUCUCCUCAAAAUGAUAUUCUGAUGCUAGGUGCAGUGGGAGCUUUUGGCUGGAGUGGAACAGUUGUCCAGGAGACGUCUCGUGAGCACCUGAUCUUUCCUAAACAAGCCUUUGAGCACGUUCUGCAGGAUAGAAACCACAGUUCGUUUUUAGGUUACUCUGUGGCUGCAAUUUCUACUGAAAAUGGUGUCCACUUUGCUGCUGGCGCUCCUCGGGCAAAUUAUACUGGCCAGAUAGUGCUGUACAGUGUCAACAAGGAUGGCACUGUCACAGUGAUUCAGUCUCACAGAGGGGACCAGAUUGGCUCCUAUUUUGGUAGUGUGCUGUGUUCAAUUGAUGUGGAUAAAGACACCAUUACAGACGUGCUCUUGGUAGGUGCUCCCAUGUACAUGAAUGACCUCAAGAAGGAAGAGGGAAAGGUCUACCUCUUCACCAUCACAAAGGGCGUCUUGAAUCAGCACCAGUUCCUUGAAGGACCUGAAGGUACUGGAAAUGCUCGGUUUGGUUCAGCAAUUGCAGCCCUAUCAGACAUCAACAUGGAUGGCUUUAAUGAUGUGAUCGUUGGUUCACCUGUGGAGAACGAGAACUCUGGAGCGGUAUACAUUUACAAUGGUCACCAGGGUACCAUUCGCACCAAGUAUUCCCAGAAAAUCCUUGGAUCCGAUGGAGCCUUCAGGAACCACCUCCAGUUCUUUGGAAGGUCCCUGGAUGGCUAUGGAGAUUUAAAUGGGGAUUCCAUCACUGAUGUAUCCAUUGGUGCUUUGGGACAAGUGGUUCAACUCUGGUCACAAAGCAUUGCUGAUGUGGCUAUAGACGCUUCAUUCACUCCAGACAAAAUCACUUUGCUCAACAAGGAUGCUAAGAUAAUUCUCAAACUUUGCUUCAGAGCAAAGUUUAGACCUACUGGGCAAAACCAUCAAGUGGCCAUCCUGUUUAACAUGACCCUUGAUGCGGACAGAUAUUCGUCCAGAGUAACCUCCAGGGGGAUAUUUAAAGAAAACAGUGAACGAUUCCUGCAGAAGAACACGGUUGUAAAUGAAGUACAGAGCUGUUCUGAGCACCACAUUAGCAUACAGAAGCCCUCUGAUGUCGUCAACCCUUUGGAUCUGCGUGUGGACAUCAGUUUGGAAAACCCUGGCACUAGCCCUGCCCUUGAAGCCUAUUCGGAUACUGUCAAAAUCUUCAGCAUUCCUUUCUAUAAAGAAUGUGGCAGCGAUGGACUUUGCAUCUCUGACCUGAUCCUGGACAUCCAACAGCUGCCAGACAUGCAAAAUCAACCCUUUAUUGUCAGCAACCAGAACAAAAGGUUAACAUUUUCAGUCACACUGAAGAACAGAGGGGAGAGUGCUUACAACACAGCAGUCGUGGCUGACUUCUCAGAGAACUUGUUUUUUGCUUCUUUUACCAUGCCGGUCGAUGGGACAGAAGUAACAUGCCAGGUUGGCUCAUCGCAGAAAUCUGUCACCUGUGAUGUGGGAUAUCCUGCCUUACAGAGUGAACAGCAGGUGACUUUUACCAUCAACUUCGACUUCAACCUUCAAAACCUCCAGAAUCAGGCAUCCAUCCAUUUCCAAGCCUUCAGUGAGAGCCAAGAAGCCAACAAAGUGGAUAAUUCCGUCAGUCUCAAGAUCCCUCUUCUGUAUGACGCCGAACUUCACUUAACCCGAUCCACCAACAUAAACUUUUGUGAAAUCUCUUCGGAUGAGAAUGCCCCUUCUGUCAUAAACAGUGUUGAAGAUAUUGGUCCUAAAUUCGUCUUCUCCCUCAAGGUGACAACAGGAAGCUCUCCAGUAAGCAUGGCGUCGGUAACGAUCCACAUCCCUCAGUACACCAAGGCAAAGAACCCACUCCUGUAUCUGACCGGGGUGCAAACAGACGAGGCUGGUGACAUCAGUUGCGCAGCAGAAAUAAAUCCACUAAAUCUGGGACCCGCGUCCUCCCCUGUGUCUUUCAAGAGUGAAAACUUCCGGACUACGAAAGAUUUGGACUGCAGAACCACCUCCUGCAGUGACAUCACCUGCUGGCUGAAAGACCUUCACAUGAAAUCAGAGUACUUCAUCAAUGUGACUACCAGAGUCUGGAACGGGACAUUCGCUGCUUCGACCUUCCAGACCGUGCAACUGACAGCAGCAGCAGAAAUUGACACACACAACCCUGAGCUGUACGUGAUUGAGGAAAACGCCGUCACGAUUCCCCUCAUGAUAAUGAAACCCACCGAGAAAGCCGAAGUACCAACAGGGGUUAUAGUAGGAAGCAUAAUUGCUGGGAUCCUCCUGCUGGCGGCUCUGGUUGCUGGUUUGUGGAAGCUUGGCUUCUUCAAAAGACAAUAUAAAAAAAUGAGCCAAAAUCCAGAUGAGAUGGACGAGACCACAGACCUCAACAGCUAAACCCCGCCACGGACACCACGGCAUGGGGGCUGGUGACACCCCAGCUAGAGUUCACUGUGUGGUGAAUGGAUUUCUUUUACAGUCCAGUUUUAAAUAAUUCAAUAGGCAAACUAGCCUGAUAGUUUUAGAGUAACUGCUGGUCAGUUGAGAAUGAAGACAUUGUGGGUGGGGGUUAGGGCUACAAAGAUCACACAUUAUUCAGAAAGGAAAAGUACUCUUUAAACUGGCUAGUCCAAUGUUUACAUGCUAACAUUUACUGUGUCGGGAAGACGGAGUGCGUCUAUGCAUGACAAGCCUUCAAGAAAAUUGUAACAUUUUUCAGAUUUGGGGGGUGGGAGAGUGCAUGGGGAAUGCUCUUUUUAUUUUGAUUAACAGUAUCAAUAAAAGUGGAAAGCACCUGGUAUGUAUAUAAUACAUAACACAUAUUAUAUAUGUUAUAUACAAUCAAUAUAGCAUAUAUAAGUAUGUAUUACAUAUCUAUAACUGUGACAUAAAUUAUAUUGUAGAUAAUAUGUAUAUUAUACUGAAUCCUUCCACAUACAUAAUAACUAUAUUACUAUAAUGAAUAUGAAUGUUGGUUGAAAAGAGAGAAAACCAGCAUAGAUUGCUUUUUCAAUGUAUGCUGCUCAUCCAAGGUUGCUAUAGAGGAUACUUUUAGGUGACAAUCUUAUUUAUAAACUAGGUUUAAAAAAAAAAGUCCUGCUCUUGCAGGACAGUAAUCUCAGCUGCUCAGGAAGUUGAGACAGCAGUCCGAGGUCUCCCUGAGUUGGACAGUGAGCUCAAGGCUACCCUGGACAACUUAAGGAGACCCUGUCUAAAAGCAAAAGGAAAAAGGAUGCUGGAGCUUAGCUUAAUCGUAGAGUGCUUGUUUGGCAGGAUCUCAAAAAAAAAGUAGAUAAAAUUUGUUGCUUUCUUUCAGGCCCUGACUGCCUCUUCUGAGUCCUAUCUUACUAUAAACAUGCUUGAAUAACCAGGAAAAACAGAUUAUAUGUACAUAAUAAGUAUUUUAUAUAUAUAUAUAAAAUAUUUGAAGAUAAAUAUGCCACCUACUAAAGAAACCCCCACAAACAUUAUGCUGGGGCGGGGACAGUUUAAAAGUCAAGGUAUCAAAAUUUACUAGUAACCUAUACUAUAACAUAUUUAUAGUAGAACCGUCUGCUGGGGCCAUCCCUUGCCAAAGGAAAGGGGGAGGGGCAUUCCCUUUAGGAAUAGCAAGAGCUCUCUUUCAGUUGGUUAGCUAGCUGGGAGGAACCUAGAGAUGAACAAUUUCUUUUGCUAACUGCCUCCCCUGCCUCUCCCCUUCCCUGUCGCCCUUAAUGACAGAAGCCCCCGGUCGCCUGCCUUUCUCUCUAGUAGUUAUCCACUUUAUCUCCCACACCGUGAAUCCCAACCCGCUCCCACACACUACCCCAAGUGGUGGGAUGAGAAAGUCCCCUGUUUAGUUCACACACCUGUGUGAUCACUCUCUACACUAACUUUAGGGGGCUAUUUUCAUUUUGCUGCCACACAACUAAGAAAACUACGCCUGCAUUUGUAGCUGUUGCAGUUACAAAGGAGGUGAAUGGAACAGCUCAGGGAUUUGCAGGCUGGAGGAGCAGCAGAAACCACUCACGUAGCAGGUGCAUCCGUUGUUCUUGACCGGGGCAGGCAAAACUGUUCAGCCCCAACUCCUGAAACUCUUACUAGGUCGGGCUGAUAGAAAGCCCAGUGGCCCCCAUUUUGACAAGCACCCAGUGUUGGUGAGGUAAACAGACUGCACUCACUCCAGGGAGUUGUGCACCCUUUCCACCCUCUGCUCCUUAUUUCUGAGCCUAUACGUUCUCCAGAAGAGAGCUGGAAGAAAGAGGUUCAGGGAACAACAGGGGAAGCCACUCUGUCACACACUGUACGUGCCAAUCUUUGGCCCGGUUCUUAACCUCCAGGAACUUCAUUGUUCUCAUUAUGAAAGGGGAAAUCAGGAUCAGGGCUCAGCAGCGACUCAUUCUGAAAAGUCAACCGUAAGGAUUUCCUACUAUACAACCUCCAAGAACGGGACCUAGAGAGCUCAGAGGAAAACCAGCUCGCCUGUGUGUGUAUGGAAGGCCAGGCCCCUGAAUGGCUGUCCAGAGCUAAUUGGAGCAGUUACUGGCUUACUUCAUCCUUGAUAAAGCUAAACAAACAGAGGGGAAAAAAUAUUAGCUGUAAAGGUCAGGGAGGCACAGCAAAAACAGCUUGGUACUCUCUUAGGUACGUGAUCCAGAGUCCAGUUCUUCUAACAGCUGUGUGGAAUCAUUGUGUCAUUCGAACCAAAAUUUUAUUUUAGAGUGGAGAAACCAGUCAUUAGGUUGACAGAGAAUACUUCACACACCAUGUUAACCUACUGCACGCGCGCACGCGCACACACACGAGUUUUCUAGUGUGCUUUAUGAGUACCCAUAGCACACAGUUCCUUUAUUUAACAGCCUCCCUCUCCUUCUGAAGGUAGCAAACAGGGUUAUGUACUACUAUACACAUAGAGCUUGUGACCUUUGACUAGCCUUGGUUUCGGUGAUCAGCUUUGAUUAGUUUUUAAAGGGGUAGGGCUGGGUUACAAGCAAGACUUAGACAAAAGUCUCUAAAGCAUUUCUCACACAAGCCCCAGGGUCUAUGACUUUAGCAAUACUGUAAUUUUGGAGCAGGUAGUUAUAGGAGGGGAGGGCCUGUCUUGUUCCUUACUGGGUUUUAAGCAGCAUCCGUGGCCUCUACCUACUCAAGGAUAGAUUGCAUCUUCCGCCAUGGUCAGGACAAUAACAAAUGUCCCCAGUUGAGCCCCACAUCCAGUCUUUACUAAACGACUCCUGUGUUUUUCAAGAAAUUUUAAGCAAAGAUGAGUGUUCUCAAGAAAUUAUUGGGGGCAGGUAGGCAGUGUUUGAAAGGAAGUUACAUGGUCCAUUCAACCCUACCUUUGCUUCAAAAGUAAGUAUAGGACUCAAAAGAUGUCAGGUUAAAAUUUCCAUUUCAUAAAUGGUAUAUCACAAAAUGUGAUCUUAAAAACCCGAGUUGCAGCCGGGCGGUGGUGGCGCACGCCUUUAAUCCCAGCACUCGGGAGGCAGAGGCAGGCGGAUCUCUGUGAGUUCGAGGCCAGCCUGGGCUACAGAGUGAGUUCCAGGAAAGGCGCAAAGCUACACAGAGAAACCUUGUCUCGAAAAACCAAAAAAAAAAAAAAAACCCGAGUUGCUUCCUGUGUGGUCAUCACACAACUCUGUAAACAGCAGGAGGGUAGAAUAGUGUAAUCAAGAAACUGGACACACUUCAAGUGAUGCACCACUCAUCUUAGCAGCAAACUAUGAAUGCCUAGCUGGACAGACGUUUUCCUACCUGGCAGUGUUAUGUUCAUAAAACAGUGCAACUUGCCUUUUAACUGUGAAGACUAAAGACAACUACAGCCAAUUUAUGACAGUCACACAAGUGAUUAUUCUAAAUUAUAUAUAAUAAUGUUACACUGUAUCCAUCUGAUACACAGCUGUAACCUAACACGUGAAAGUCUCAAGAUUUCAUUCAUCAGAAGGCAGGACACUCAGCAGAGCUCCGUCAUCCUUACACACAGAACAAGUCCAUACACAGCCUGCUAGAACUAUACCCUUCAUGUACAUUCAGGAAGGUUUGUUCCCAUUAACACGACAGAGUAAACAUCCAGUUAAAAGAUAAACACAGGGGUGAAUUUGGGAGUAAUAUAUUUACUACUUUGAAUUCUAAAGUAUAAAGAUGUAGUCAUUGUGUAAAUAUAUAGAUUGUAUUGUUUGUACUUGAUUUUGGCAAAGGAAGCCAAAGGUAAAUGUAUAUAUUGUACAACUAUAUUAGAAUUAUCUAUUUUUAAAAGAGGAGAUUGUCUUAUUUCCUUCACACAUGAUAGGUAAUCUUGGUUAAGAUGUAACGUUUGAGGUUUGAAUGAAAUAUUUUGUCUUUUUUCUCUCCACCAAAAGUAAAUAAGAUGAAUGUAUUUGUUUGUACACCAACUUGGUGAAUUUAUUUGAUUUCUUAGAAACAAUCAAGUUGUAGUAACUGACACAAAUAAAAGCCUUUCUGGUAUCAAAGCAUGAGAACCAGACAGAAAUGUUGUAUUUACUUGUAAAUUGUUCUUUUCAUACCCUGUCGUUAAAUGUCAUUAAAACUGUUUUGAAAGUGA